Spea bombifrons (plains spadefoot toad) is the source of this 2306-nucleotide messenger RNA. RefSeq names its product family with sequence similarity 124 member A (gene FAM124A). The record is from RefSeq and is a predicted model, not a curated record. Lineage: Eukaryota; Metazoa; Chordata; Amphibia; Anura; Pelobatidae. The transcript is spliced from 4 exons. The coding region runs from base 130 to 1725 and encodes 531 amino acids.
GAAGAAGCGCAGGGGGAUCCUGGGGCUACACCACACAGACAGAGGUGACCGGCCAUUCGCCCACAGUGACCGGGGGCAACAGAGAACGCGGAAAGUGAGGGUCUUGCAGAUGGGCCGCUGAUUCGUGCUAUGGAGAAGAAUGCCGGGGAGGAUGACUGCGAGGACUCGGGGGCAGAGACAGGAGGGUCAGACUACAGCCGCAUGUCCUCUACAAGCAGUGAGCUCUCCGUAGAAGAUGCCCAGGAUCCAUUCCUAGUCAGCAUUCAUAUUAUCACCGACCCUGGAGAAUCCAGAUGCCUACAAGACGCUGUUGACAAGCUGUUGGCUUGGAUACACCCAGAUCUCCAGCUGUUCCGUGUUUCAGAAAGAAGAAUUUCAAAGAAAAGGAAGCCAUGUAAAGGAUUUGCAUCACAACCUGCCCUUGCCGUCAUUCUGUUUGUACAAGAAGAAUAUGGAGAAGAACAGAUAUUACAUCUCCACGAUUGCUUUCAGAAACCACCUUGGAAGUUUCAUCACACUGAGCGUGUACAUGGCAAGUUUCUUCCUUACAUGCCAUGUAACCAAGACUUCUUUACUCUAGCUAAUGGAACGCCCUUGUGGGCCAUUAGGCAGGUGCACUAUGGGAAAGAAAUUAUCAGAUUUACCAUCUACUGUAGCUAUGAAAACUUUGCAGAUAUGAUGAAAAUGUAUGAACUUAUACUAAAAAGGUCUGUGUGGAAGAAAAAGGCUGAUUUUUGUGUUUUUCCAAUUUAUUCAAAUAUGGACAUAGACAUUGAAUUUUCUCUGAAGAGGCUCCUUAAAGGACAAAGCCCAACUCCUCUGGAGUCUUCAUUGCUAGAGUUUAGAGUAAAAGACUUCGGACAGCUUGUUCCACUGUUGCCCAACCAAUGCAGUCCCAUAAGUGAAGGAAGGUGGCAGACUGAAGAUCACGAUGGCAAUAAAAUACUUUUACAGCAGGUGCACCGUUUGACCAGAAAAACUAUUUGGAAGCAUCAGAGAAAUUUCACCGCAAUGCCGCUCAUCAGCAUCGGUUCCCAUCAGGGUCACAAGCCAAAGUCUUACAAACACAAGGCCCAUAUCGGCAACAGACAAGCUCCAUGUUUUGGCGUGUCAAUGAAUGCCUUCACAAGAAACCAAGGAAACCUUUUUCAAAGUUCAGAAGACGCUAGUAGUGCAGCACAGUUAUUUCAGCGAAGCAAGUCUUUGAUAUGUUUGCCAUCACUCCAAUCCUUCCCAUCGUGUGCAUCCUUCCCAUUCAGUGAACCAGCGCAGUCCUGUCGAGAAGAAGCGGACGUUUUUUGCACAGCCAUCUGGAAGAACAGUCCCAAGUUUAACAUUGAUGACCUUGAGGGGGCUCAGGAGACAGACGUUGACACAGGAAUGAAGCUUUCCACAUCAGAUUUGUCUGUUGUGUCAGCCUAUUCACCACUAAAUGGCUUGUCUAGAGAUUUAGAAGCUUCCCUUCCUUCUGACCAAGAAACUCCCUCCCAAGACAAUGCAGUACCUGCAAGGAAUAAUCUCCAUGAGCUUUCUUAUGAGUCAUUAUCUUCCAUUUCUGAACGGUCUUCCAGCUCCUUCAUGUCAUUAGUAUGCCCCGCUACAUGCAACUCAAACUCACAGACAGAGUCUCGGAAAGAUCAUUUCAGCCAUUAUCAAAAUACUGUGAAAAUAACCAAGCGUUUGGCAGACUCUCUGAACACAGAAGAGGAAGAAUUCUACAUCUGAUCUCUCAGUUCUUCUCACCAACACAUGGCUAUAUAUUUGAAGACACAUUCAGAACAUCAGUUAUAAAAUCAUACUUUUGCAGCAUUUUUACUGACUGCCUUGCCCUGAAAGCCACUCGUUGCUUGAGUACAUAACAUAGGAAAGUUAGCAAAUGGGGAUAUCUGUGCUUUAGUCAUAUUUCCAUCAUUAAAAAUACAUUUAAUUUCCCAGUAACAUAAAUAUGUUUAGAAUAAUUUUAAUAAUUUAAUGUACACAUUAUACGUUGCUAAUGCGUUUGAAGGAAUGCGGAUAAAGAAAAGUGUGAUAUCAAAAGCCAGUGCCUUAUUGUGUAGUCAUUGUCAUUAUGUCCCAGUUAAAGAGCAUUCAUCAUUAACGUUUCUGCUAUGAUAGACAACAGAGCAUAAAUAAUGUUUAUAUAUUAUGUUAAUAUAUUUUACGUAUGUUAGUAAACCUGGAAUACAUUAUUUUCCAUAGCUGUCACCAUACGUUCCCAAUUUUCAAUCGUUUUCAGGCAGUAGGGAUCAUGAUCUUGAUCAUUUUUAUUACUGGUAUCACAUUAAAAUCAAAUACAAAACAAAAAA